Messenger RNA from Lotus japonicus, 1125 nucleotides. RefSeq names its product probable aquaporin TIP-type alpha. The record is from RefSeq and is a predicted model, not a curated record. Gene Ontology annotation, molecular function: water channel activity. NCBI's taxonomy places the organism in Eukaryota, Viridiplantae, Streptophyta, Magnoliopsida, Fabales, Fabaceae. The transcript has 3 exons. Gene Ontology annotation, biological process: transmembrane transport; water transport. Gene Ontology annotation, cellular component: membrane. Bases 138 to 905 code for a protein of 255 amino acids.
CAAAACUCCCUUAUUCAGUUUCAUUCACACCAAAGAACAAGCACCUUUUCUGGAACAAUAAAACUCCAAACUCUCAAACUCAGUGGAUUAAAAACAUUCAUUUUUACCUGGGACAAUCUUAGGUGCUAGUGUUAGAAAUGUCAACCCGUAGAUAUGCUUUUGGAAGGGCUGAUGAGGCUACCCACCCAGACUCCAUAAGAGCCAGCAUAGCUGAAUUUGUCUCCACUUUCAUCUUUGUCUUUGCUGGAGAAGGCUCUGGCCUUGCUUUGGUUAAGAUUUACAGGGAUUCAGCUUUCUCAGCUGGUGAAUUGUUGGCAAUUGCACUUGCACAUGCAUUUGCUCUGUUUGCUGCUGUGUCUUCCAGCAUGCAUGUAUCCGGUGGCCAUGUCAAUCCGGCAGUGACAUUCGGUGCUCUCAUAGGUGGAAGAAUCUCUGUUGUUCGUGCCAUCUACUAUUGGAUUGCUCAACUUCUAGGUGCUAUAGUGGCUGCCCUCUUGCUCAGGCUUUGCACUAAUAACAUGAGACCAGCAGGGUUUCAUGUAGGACAGGGUAUUGGCGCUUUCCACGGGCUUAUACUUGAGAUUAUCAUGACAUUUGGGCUGAUGUACACAGUAUAUGCUACUGCAAUUGAUCCCAAAAGGGGUAGUAUUGGGGCCAUUGCACCUUUGGCAAUUGGACUCAUAGUUGGGGCAAACAUCCUUGUUGGUGGACCAUUUGAUGGAGCAUGCAUGAACCCAGCUCUGGCUUUUGGGCCUUCCUUGGUGGGCUGGAGAUGGCACUACCACUGGGUCUUCUGGUUGGGCCCUUUUCUUGGAGCUGCACUGGCAGCACUCAUAUAUGAGUAUCUUGUGAUCCCAACAGAGCCCUCACAUGCACACCAGCCUUUGGCUCCUGAAGAUUAUUAGUUUAGCCUCUGUUUAUCAAAAUAAAAGUGUUUGGUUCUGUUUAUCAAAAUAUUUAAGGUUAUGAUUAUGGUGUGUUGUUUUGUUUAUUCCAUCUUUAUGCUUUGGUUGCCACUGAACUCUCAUGUAUGGGUCUCAACUCCCAAACCUAGUUCAGUCAGUGUGUUGUCUUUCCUACACAUAGUGAAUAAAAUGUGAACACUAUAUUGUAUAAAUAUUUUGC